Messenger RNA from Photinus pyralis (common eastern firefly), 1242 nucleotides. Its product is annotated as ankyrin repeat and SOCS box protein 14-like. The coding region runs from base 181 to 1227 and encodes 348 amino acids. Gene Ontology annotation, molecular function: protein binding. The transcript is spliced from 2 exons. NCBI's taxonomy places the organism in Eukaryota, Metazoa, Arthropoda, Insecta, Coleoptera, Lampyridae. The record is from RefSeq and is a predicted model, not a curated record.
UAUGUCGUAAUGGGAACGUUCAAUCCUUAUCGGAGUACUUUGUACACGUUGUUCAGUCCCAAUUCAUUUUGUAUUCAAAAGUGCUAUCGGCAACAGUCUUCCAUAAUGUCUCAUGGAAUUUACUGGUACCUACCCUGCAUCAGUUCAACACUUUUAAGAUAAAGCCGUCAAAUUUAAAUAAUGGACAACUUCGGAUUUCGAGAUUCGCAAGGCCAACCAAAACUUAGACGCUCGAUCAGCGUCAAUACGGAAAUGGAAAACUUUCCGCUCUACAAGAAUCAGCACAACCGAUCGCUGCUUCACUGGCGGCGACCGGGCAAGAUGGACCCCGAGGAGAUGCUCGAGGAAGAGUAUCCUUCGGAAGAUUUCGAGUACGUACAGUGCGGACCCUCGCCACCCUCGGAUCACAUUUACGAGAGCUUCGAGGAGUCGACGUCGAGCAGCGACUUAACGGUACAAAUCUGCCUAGAAACAAUUAAAAUGAAUUUGAUGGAGCAUAUGAAGACAUGUUCAGGAAGGCACCAACUUCUGGACGAUAUCGAAAAUAAAGUCACGACUCAGGAUAACAUCGUUGAAGCAUUCAAGUCGGCCUCCAAAUCGGAAAUAAAUAUCGCAUUUUUAUGGUGCGCCCUACUAAAACGUUGGGACUUGCUCGACGGGCUUUUAUCGAUAGGUGCGCAAUUACUGUACGCCGAGCCCCAUCAAGGCCUGACAGCCCUGCAUCUGGCCGCAUUUAGCGGUUGCCUUGCCGGUACGCAGUUUUUGCUUUCGAAGGGGGCCGAUGUUAACGCCUGCUUUAAGUGCUACAGCCCUUUACACUGUGCGGCAUUUGGAGACAGUCCCGAUACCGCAAUGAUUCUCCUGAACAACGGCGCACGCGUGUCGGCGCUCACGUCCAAUCCGGCCAAUUGCCAAGAGAGCGUCUUACAUUGCGCCGUGAGGGCAAACGCCGUCGCCUGCGUACGACUGCUGAUCGCGGAGGGCGCAGACACCGGUCAGAUCGAAUAUACCGGAAUGUCGCCCAUUCAUCUGGCCGCCGAUUUGGGCCACGUUCACUGCCUCAAGAUUAUGUUUGAGACUAAGGGAUUAAAUGUCAAUGCCAAAACUAAGGAAAAGGAAUUGACGGCUUUACACUUGGCAGCUGAGGGAGGGUACGCCGACUGUGUCGAGUUGCUACUACAGAAAGGUACGUGCGGUUUUAACGACAGUCCAGUCAAUGAGGCUUAAUCACUUACUCACAUU